Messenger RNA from Perca flavescens (yellow perch), 3688 nucleotides. RefSeq names its product flotillin-2. The record is from RefSeq and is a predicted model, not a curated record. Lineage: Eukaryota; Metazoa; Chordata; Actinopteri; Perciformes; Percidae. Bases 187 to 1473 code for a protein of 428 amino acids. The transcript has 11 exons. Gene Ontology annotation, cellular component: cytoplasmic vesicle; flotillin complex; plasma membrane. Gene Ontology annotation, biological process: regulation of myoblast differentiation; protein localization to plasma membrane. Gene Ontology annotation, molecular function: protease binding.
UUGACAAACGUUACGUCACCGCGCGCUGUCGUCGCUAGGUGGGGCGGGGGUUGUUGUUGUUGUAUCGUCUUGCGGGGGGACGCGAAGACUCUUUCACACCAUUCAGAUUUGGAUUAGCUGAACCACGGAUAACAUUUAUAUCAUCAACUCCGUAAAGGACCCCGCUGCAAGCCAUCUCGAGUCAACAUGGGGAGCUGUUUAACUGUGGGGCCGAACGAAGCUCUGGUGGUCUCCGGUGGUUGUUGUGGCUCUGAUACAAAGACCUACGCUGUGGGAGGCUGGGCCUGGGCUUGGUGUCUCAUCUCGGACACUCAGAGGAUAACCCUCGAGAUCAUGACUCUGCAGCCCCGAUGUGAGGACGUGGAGACAGCAGAGGGGGUAGCCAUCACGGUCACAGGUGUGGCUCAGGUGAAAGUCAUGACGGAGCAUGACUUACUGGCAGUAGCUUGUGAGCAGUUCCUGGGUAAAUCGGUCAUGGAAAUCAAAGCUGUGGUUCUGCAGACUUUGGAGGGACAUCUGCGCUCCAUUCUAGGUACCUUGACUGUAGAGCAGAUCUAUCAGGACAGAGACCAGUUUGCUAAACUGGUGAGGGAGGUGGCAGCUCCCGACGUGGGCAGGAUGGGCAUCGAGAUUCUCAGCUUUACCAUCAAGGAUGUGUACGAUAAACUGGAUUACCUGAGCUCCCUUGGGAAGACCCAGACUGCAGCCGUCCAGAGAGACGCAGACAUCGGCGUGGCUGAGGCAGAGAGGGAUGCUGGGAUACGGGAAGCCGAGUGUAAGAAGGAGAUGAUGCACGUCAAAUUCCAGGCUGACACCAAGAUGGCAGAUUCCAAACGAGAGCUGGAGCUGCAGAAAGCUAAUUUCAACCAGGAAGUCAACACUAAGAAAGCAGAGGCCCAGCUGGCGUACGAGCUGCAGGCAGCCAAGGAGCAGCAGAAGAUCUGCCUGGAGGAGAUUGAGAUCGAAGUGGUGCAGAGGAAGAAGCAGAUCACCAUCGAGGAGAGGGAGAUCGAGCGGACGGACAAGGAGCUCAUCGCCACAGUCAAGAGGCCCGCCGAGGCAGAGGCCUACAAAAUGCAGCAGCUGGCCGAGGGGCAGAAGACGAAGACGGUGCUGAUAGCUCAGGCUCAGGCAGAAAAGAUCAGGAAGAUCGGCGAGGCGGAGGCUUCCUCCAUCGAGGCCGUGGGCAAGGCGGAGGCUGAGAAGAUGAGACUGAAGGCUGAGGCCUACCAGCAGUACGGAGAGGCAGCUAAGACCGCCCUGGUCCUGGAGGCCCUGCCUAAGAUUGCGUCCAAGGUGGCUGCGCCAUUAGCCAAGACCAAUGAGAUCGUCAUGCUCAGUGGGGACGGCAACCGGCUGACCAGCGAGGUCAACCGCCUGUUGGCUGAACUUCCUGUGUCUGUCAACGCUCUCACUGGAGUGGAUUUGUCAAAGAUCCCGUUGCUGCAGAAGAUGACCGGUGCUCAAGCCUGAAAGCCGACUCCUCCACAUGACUCCAGUAUCUCUUGUAUGCACUCUGAUAGACUGCCUUUAAUACACUUGAAGAAUUUUGUUGUUUUAUACGUAUAUACUGUAAACCAAGUGAAUUUUGGAAACCUCUGGUGCCUUACUUCACACAGGGCCAGAAUAUCUGCAUGCACUGCUGCUCAUUCAAAGAUUUUUUUUUUUAUUUAUUUUGUGUUAACAUGGGAACAUUUUGUGUUUUUUAUCCAGGUUAGAUUCAUUAUAACACUUAAUAUUCUGUAUUUAUACAUUGAGGGUCCUGCUUUGUCAGACCCCGGGGCCUCGGCUCUCACUUUUUACAUUCCGUACGUCGUUUUAUAUUAUACUUUCUUUAUCGUUAGACACAUCUGCAUUCCCUAGAUAACAUUAAUCUCUUUCUCGUAGAGCUUUUCUUUGUAUCCUACAUGUUGCAAUAUUUAAUGAUUUGUUAUUUUGGGUCACUGAUUGAUUCUUACAAUGCAACAGGUGCUCAAAAUCUUAAAAGAAGCCUCUCUCAUUGUGCAAAGUUUGUCUGUUCCCCUGAAAUAAGUUUAAUUCUCGACAAACUGUUGAUAUCAGGCAUGAUAAAUAUGCUUUUUAUUGACAUGCUGGCAGGAAAACGGGACGCAAAAUCUGAUCUUGUGCUGAUAUGGUUAGCUUGUAGUGUGUUCCUUUUAAUAUUUAGUGGAAAACUGUUAGUUUCGGCCUUGAUUAAGAUUGAAAAAAAUCAGCCUGUGUUAAAAAGAAAGAAAGAAGAGAAAGUAAGAAUGAUGGGCAAACUGUAAAAAUGGCCAGCAUGGAGGUGUGUUUGUUAUGUUUAUAUUUGGGGGAAAAAGCUUCAUGUGAGUAGAUUCUAAAAAGUGAAAGGCCGAACAGCGAUGCCAAAUAGAAUAGGUUGUCUUUUAAUUUGUUGUAUUGUCGUUAUCAGAAGGAUUUUGGGAUACUGUACAGUAUAUCUGAUGUGUAAUUUCAUACUAUAAAUACCCGUAAAUGCUAAGUCACGUUCGACAGGGUGCGUCAAACAAACCAAACUCCUACACUUUACACAGAAACACACUUUUCUGUUUAACGUUUGCACACGUUUGCAUUGAUUUGUUUUUAAUAACUGUGACAUAAAAAAAAUAGAAGGACCUUUUAGCACUUUGUGUGUGCUUUAACUUAUCAAACAAUGUUUUGUCUGUUUUAAAUCAGUGAUAUUGCUGUUUGUAAAUGUUUUUUGUUUUUUGGGGGGUGGGGGCAAAGCACCAAAUGUUAAAAAGGGAGAGUUCAGAUGUUUAGAAGUGUGGUUGUAUGAGCUACUUCUCCAUAGUCAGCGUUUUAGCUACAUUUGAUGGUGGUCGGCACGCCCCAAGUUUGGAGAAACAGGGAGGAGUACGGAUUUAGACACCUAAAAAAAAAAAGCCACCAGAUUCCUUUGACAAAAACAGUAAUUUUGCCUCAAAACCAAAGGGAGUUACUGGUCUACUGCUGCCUCCACCAGUUAGUUAGUUAGUUAGUUAGUUAGUGUUAUUGUGUGACUUAACUGAAUCUGAACUAACCAUUUUCAAACACCAAAGUCACACAAUAACGCAGACUAACUAACCGAUGGAGGCAGCGGUAGAGCAGCAACUCCUUUUGGUUUUUAGGCAAAAUGACUGUUUUUGUCAGAGGAGUCUGGUGGCUUUAAGAGAGCAGAGAUAACGGCUUCAGAUCACCGUCGUAAUAGGCUGUCUGACAGCAAGGUGUGAAAAUAUUCUUAAUAUAGCGUACACACUAGACACAUUUUUUUUUUGUUGGAGUCUAAAAUACAUUUAGCUGCGGCCCCUGUCCACAGCAGCACUGUAGCCAAUACACCGACUAUGGAGAAGUAGCUUAUACAACCCCAUUAUCCUUUUUAAGCUCGGUGCAGCGGUAGAAAGAAUCUGACGCGGAAAGGUUUUUUUUUUUUUAUACAAAGAUUCGGAGUGCUUACGGUACGUUAUUGGGGCAUACCUCCUAUGAAAUGUAUCCCAUCGACUUGGACACUAACUUGCAGAAGAACAGCUCGUCUCCCUUCAAUGCUGUAAAGAGCUGCGCUCACCUACGCUAAACCUAAAACUAGCGUGGCAGUGAUGUUUGAACCUUGUAUCUCUAGCACGUGACGAAUACAGUGGUGAUUUUAUGUGUGUAUAUACAGUACAGGCCAAAAGUUUGGACACACCUUCUCAUUCAAAUGCUUUUCCUUUUU